GUAAAAAAUGAUCGUGUAUGAAUCACGAACUAUGGAAGUGACUACGCUACCGUGAACUGUGACAGCAGUUCUACAGGAAAAGGAAAGUGUUGAGCCACCUACAAAAAUUUUGUAUUUUCAAAUAUUAAAUAAAAUUCCAAAUUCGUUGCAGAAAUUAGUUUGCGCGCAACAUGAGGGUGCCUUAAACGUAUAGAAUCGUCAGGCACAAUGGAAAAGGCCACCUUAGCCGAGAACGAAGGAAUUCUCGGUGGGCCGACCGGUCUCGAUGUUCCCACACAGCUUGAGAUUAUAGACGGUCUCGAUGGAGUCGCCGACUUCGACACACACUUAAUGCCCGAGCUGAACUCCGAUCUGAUGUCAAUGGACACUGAUCCCGAAGCGAACGUGAUAAUGCAGCAUAUGGACAUAAGGGAGCCACUGUCGAAGUUGAAGAAGCUGCUUGAAGGUCGGCUAGGCGUCGAAUUGCCCGGUUACGCUUUCUACCUGCAAGGAGCGCAACUUUUAGAGCUGCACAAAAAUCUCGUCGACCAAUGCGUCCAGGGAGAGGGUUUGGUUCAGGUCAAUCUCGAAAUUCAAACGAACAUCAAACGUAUCAACAUAAUCGACGUGCUGAAACCCGCAGAGGAGUACAUCGAUUUCGAAUCCUCGAUUACGGAAACGGAGGAGACCCUGCCGCCGCUCCCCGAGAAGCACAAGAACAUCGUCCACUGGCAGGUGGACGAAAACUUCAAGCAGGAGCAGGAGCGAUUAAAGAUCCCCUCAGAUCCGGAGGAGUGGGACGCCGUCCACGUCAAACACUGGGUGCAGUGGGCGGUGCGGCACUUCAAUCUGCCGAACUUGAAGCUGUCCGAUUGGGCGAUGACCGGCAAGGAGUUGAUGGAGCUGAACCUGGCGCAGUUCCAGAUUAUGGUGCCGAACGAUCCGGGCGAUAUUUUCUGGACGCACCUCGAGCUUUUGCGAAAAAUGAAAGUGAUAGCGACGAUGAAAGUUGACGAUGAGCCACGUCGGCCGCCACGAUUAAUGAAGCACACUAAGGUCAAUCGUAUCACGUCGAAUUUUUCUUCGAACUACGGAGUACUGGAGCACAGCAUGGUGAACGGGAAUCGUAUCGGGAAUAACGGUCAAAUACAACUCUGGCAGUUCCUAUUGGAGUUGCUGACGUCGCGCGAGUACAAAACGCUGAUACACUGGCAGGGUGACGACGGCGAGUUCAAGCUGAGCAAGCCCGAGCUGGUGGCGCAGCUGUGGGGCGAGAGGAAGAACAAGCCGACGAUGAACUACGAGAAGUUGUCGCGCGCGUUGAGGUACUAUUACGACGGCGAUAUGAUAUCGAAAGUGCAGGGGAAGCGGUUCGUGUAUAAGUUUGUGUGCGAUUUAAAACAGUUGAUAGGUUACAGUGCGCUCGAACUAACGAGGCUUGUUAAUACGGGCAAUCCUUUGUGAAGCCUAAUAAAAAUUGUUGUUAGUUUUAUUUUUAUAA
Photinus pyralis (common eastern firefly) is the source of this 1480-nucleotide messenger RNA. RefSeq names its product DNA-binding protein Ets97D (gene Ets97D). The record is from RefSeq and is a predicted model, not a curated record. Lineage: Eukaryota; Metazoa; Arthropoda; Insecta; Coleoptera; Lampyridae. Gene Ontology annotation, molecular function: DNA-binding transcription factor activity, RNA polymerase II-specific; sequence-specific DNA binding. Gene Ontology annotation, cellular component: nucleus. The coding region runs from base 208 to 1443 and encodes 411 amino acids. The transcript has 6 exons. Gene Ontology annotation, biological process: regulation of transcription by RNA polymerase II; cell differentiation.